CUGAAAAUGUUAUGGAUUUCUGUUGGUCACCUACCGAUCCUGUAAUAGCUCUAUUUGUUCCUACAGAUGCUGAUGAGAUGCAGCCUGCCAGGGUCAGUCUGAUACAUGUUCCCAAUAAAGAGGAAUUAAAGAAGAAGAAUCUCAAUGGUGUUAGAGAUUGCAAAAUGUUCUGGCAAAGCAAUGGGGAAUAUCUUGCUGUUCUGUUCAACCAGUUCAAUGGAAUGAGGAGUACUACUUAUCAACGUUUUGUGAUCUUUGGUAUCAAAGAUCCAGGUAUCCCUGUUGAGGACUUUGAACUUGAGAAUGAGAAUGACAUGAUUAUUGCAUUUUCUUGGGAGCCAAAUGGCCAAAGAUUUGCAGUCAUCCAUGCUUUAGAUCAAAGGCAGAAUGUGAGUUUUUACUCGGUUAUAAAAGCUCAGAACAGAUUCCAAUUCUCAAAGCUUGUAACUCUGGAAGUUGAGCAGGCAGGUUCUCUUCACUGGUCACCUGCUGGGCGUUUCAUUCUACUAGCAGCAAUGAGGGGUUGUGGUGGAGACUUGAUAUUUUAUGACGUUGAUGCUCUGGGAACCUUAGCUAUCGAACGUUUUGUGGCAACAAACAUUGAGUGGUCUCCUACUGGAAGGUAUGUUGCAACUAUCAGGACUUUAUCUGAUGAUUUGGAUGUCAGGCAAGAGGAAUUUCAAGAAGGGGUCAUGAUUUGGUCCUUCUUUGGGGUGCUAUUGUAUCAGAUUCCAAGGAGGCAUUUAACACAGUUUUGGUGGCGUCCGAGGCCCUCUCCCUCCUCUAGUACCCAAGAAAUGCAAGAUGUGCUAGAGGUUGUGAACGAACUUGAUAUUGACCUUGACAACGACCUUGAUAACCUUAUUCAAUUUGGCGACGUUGAUAACGAGGACAAAGAAGUUUUCACAUUAUCUACAGAGCAGCUUUCCACUUGGAAAGCACCAGAGGGCUGGGAUCAGUGGUGGACAGAGAUUGGACGUAUGAUGAAUAAAAAUCGGAAUGCAGCACUGAAGGAGCCUGAGAGGAAGGAAGAGAAGCUGGACGGAUAGAUGUUGAUUGACAACUAAUAUAUAAACAUUCAGUAUGAUUGGUUUCUUUUAAGAUUUUUGACUGAAUUGGUUAAAGUGAUCGUAAAGAAAGUGAAAGAGU
Messenger RNA from Quercus lobata, 1149 nucleotides. Its product is annotated as eukaryotic translation initiation factor 3 subunit B-like. Gene Ontology annotation, molecular function: RNA binding; translation initiation factor binding; translation initiation factor activity. The coding region runs from base 12 to 1049 and encodes 345 amino acids. The transcript has 4 exons. Gene Ontology annotation, biological process: translational initiation. The record is from RefSeq and is a predicted model, not a curated record. NCBI's taxonomy places the organism in Eukaryota, Viridiplantae, Streptophyta, Magnoliopsida, Fagales, Fagaceae. Gene Ontology annotation, cellular component: eukaryotic translation initiation factor 3 complex.